Heteronotia binoei (common prickly gecko) is the source of this 1946-nucleotide messenger RNA. RefSeq names its product peptidylprolyl isomerase D (gene PPID). NCBI's taxonomy places the organism in Eukaryota, Metazoa, Chordata, Lepidosauria, Squamata, Gekkonidae. Bases 524 to 1633 code for a protein of 369 amino acids. The record is from RefSeq and is a predicted model, not a curated record. The transcript is spliced from 10 exons. Gene Ontology annotation, molecular function: peptidyl-prolyl cis-trans isomerase activity; protein binding. Gene Ontology annotation, biological process: protein peptidyl-prolyl isomerization; protein folding.
ACCACCUCCAGCCUACAUUUUUUGUUUUGCAAAAGUCCCAGUGUGAAACCGACGCGCAGUUUGCUCCUGUCCAUAAUCCAUGUUAGUGGAGGUGUCCUGAUGACAACUCAAGAGACCAGGCUCUCUUAAAUUGGCAACCGUCUUUUGUAAGAUCUGUGCUUACUGCUAAGUGUGUCACUGCUCAAAAGGUUGAUUCGCUUGCUAAAAAUGCGCCUUGAAAGGGAUUCCUGGCUCCACUUGCUGAAUUGAACUGAGGCUGAAGGCCAAGGAAACGCAGCCUCUCCAAAACCAACGCAUACUUUCUCGGAAGGAAACCGCAGGAGGUUUCUUUCCCCAUUUAACCCUGCGUUCUCACGCGCACACACGUGCACGCGCAACGAACUUUCCAGGCCGGGCGGGGCACUUGAGUGAGUCGGGAAGGCGGAGCCUGAUUCGGCGAGCCCCACAGCAGAAGGCCGGGAAGCCGCGCGAGGGAGCAGCCUGCAGCGUGUGUUAGUCGGCACCAGCAGGAGCAGAGGGCAGAAUGUCCGCAUCUCCACCUGCCAAGCCCUCCAACCCCAGCAAUCCCCGGGUCUUUCUUGAUGUGGACAUUGGGGCUGAACGAGUUGGCCGAAUUGUAUUGGAAUUGUUUGCUGAUGUUGUACCUAAAACUGCUGAGAACUUCCGUGCUCUGUGUACUGGAGAGAAAGGUAUUGGACCUACAACUGGAAAGCCUCUUCAUUUUAAAGGAUGCCCCUUCCAUAGGAUAAUCAAGAAAUUUAUGAUCCAGGGAGGAGACUUCUCAAAUCAAAAUGGAACAGGUGGAGAAAGUAUAUAUGGGGAAAAGUUUGAAGAUGAAAACUUUCAUUACAAGCAUGAUCAGCCAGGCUUGCUCAGCAUGGCAAACGCAGGACGGAAUACAAAUGGUUCUCAGUUCUUCAUCACAACUGUACCAACUCCUCACCUUGAUGGGAAACAUGUAGUCGUUGGACAGGUGAUCAAAGGCAUGGGUGUUGUAAAGCUUCUAGAAAAUGUUGACGUAAAAGGGGAAGAACCUGUUAAGAGGUGCAUUAUUGCAGAAUGUGGAGAGCUAAAGGAAGGAGAUGACUGGAGACCUUCACCAGCGGAUGGUUCUGGAGACGCUCAUCCAGACUUUCCUGAAGAUUCUGAUAUGGACUUUAUGGAGACUGACAAGAUUUUAUCUGUAGCAGAAGAUAUUAAAAAUAUAGGCAACACAUUUUUCAAAUCCCAGAACUGGGCAGUGGCACUAAAGAAGUACAGCAAGUCUUUAAGAUACAUAAAAGCUGCUCUUGCUGAAGCACAGAAGGAAGAUUCAGCAAAGUUGAAUGCUGCAGCUUUGACUUGCCAUCUAAAUAUUGCUGCAUGCAAGCUAAAACUAGGAGAAUGGCAAGAUGCAAUUGAAAACUGUGCUAAGGCUCUGGCCCUUGAUCCUACAAACACCAAGGCACUUUACAGAAGGGCUCAAGCUUUGGAAGCAACAAGAAAUUAUGAUCAGGCAUUGGCUGCCCUCCAGCAGGCUCAAAGCAUAGCUCCUCAAGACAAAGCUAUCCAAACGGAAGUACAGAAGAUUAAGCAGAAAAUAAAAAUCCAGAAGGAAAAAGAGAAGGCAGCUUAUGCAAAGAUGUUUGCUUAAAUUAACCUCUGUGUCCCUUCUUUCAUGAAUCCUGCCAUUCAGUGUACAAGCAUUUAGAGGUAUUACUGACAUUGUUACUUAUUACAGUCAAUAAUGAUGCUGUUUCUCAUGGUUUGGAUCAUUUAAAAGCUGCACAUGAUUUCACACAUCUUCAGUAACAAGACAGUAGUAGUAAUAUAAAAUAAUUUUAGAGUGAUAUGGUACAAGGAUUUUUUUGGGGGGUGGGGGGAGAAAUACAGUAAUGUAAGUUUUAGUUUCUUUCAUUCCCUAAAUGCCGUUAUGUGGUAUUUAACAAAUAAAAACAUUAAACAUC